AUGCUGUUCAUAAAGAUGAUUAUGCCGAUUGCUAUCAUGGCCGCCUCUACACCUACCGCUUCUCUUCGAGGAACAGAAGUGUCGACCCCGGCACUGUCACCCGAGCACAUGCAAAAGGCCGCUCUCUCGGAUGCCAUUGUCCAAUCCAGCGCCGAUCAUGCCAAUAUCCCCCGAGACGCUGUUCACCGUUGCCACCAGUCCGUCGCCGAAUUUGGUCCCGCCCCUUCGGUGGACGAUUGCAACGGCGCGAUCAAGAAGCUUCAAGCCGUCCAAGGCGACAUCACGGUCAAUUUAGUCGAAGGUUGCUACCACGCCGUGUCGGGCAACUGCACCGCCUCGGUCUGCCCUCAGCGUGUUGGUAUUUCUACCAUCUCUCCUACGCUUGCAGCCCAGUAUAUGACAAACUCUAUCCUGACUGAAUGCAUUGCCGAUGGUCUCCGAGGAUGGUAUUUGGACAGGAGCUAUGGCAUUGGUGUCUAUUUAACCUAAACUUCGAAUCUUCGGGGCAGACACAGGGGUUUCGAGUAGAAGAAACAUAUACCUGGAUUGUGUUCGGAGUAGUUUCUUUGCAAUUCAUAAUUCGAGCUUACGGCGUUCACGGUUAAGAUAACAAUGGGAUAACCUAUUUUCGACCGUGUUCAGUUCCGUGAAAUACGUGAAGAUAUGCUCUGAUAUACGUUCUGGUAGUGCUAUGAAGUGGGACAUAUAUGGGAUAUGCGACCUGUAUUAAAACAAUAAGGAUGGUUACGCACCCUG
Messenger RNA from Hypoxylon trugodes, 756 nucleotides. RefSeq lists its product as uncharacterized. The transcript has 2 exons. The record is from RefSeq and is a predicted model, not a curated record. NCBI's taxonomy places the organism in Eukaryota, Fungi, Ascomycota, Sordariomycetes, Xylariales, Hypoxylaceae. The coding region runs from base 1 to 489 and encodes 162 amino acids.